GCAGGAUUAUGCUGCCAGAUGAUGCCAACAUUAUGGGGAACGUUCACGGCGGCAUCAUCCUCAAGAUGAUCGAGGAAGCUGGAGGCAUCGUAGGGACCCGACACUGCAACACGCAGAGCGGAGACCGGUGUCUGGCAGCUCUGGUUCGGGUGGAGAAGACAGAGUUUUUGUCCCCCGUGUUCAUCGGUGAGGUCGUUCACGUGUCUGCUGAUAUCACCUAUGCCUCCAAGCACUCCCUGGAGGUUCAGGUCAAAGUCAUGGCUGAAAACAUCCUCACAGGUUCCAAAAAACUGGCCAACAAGGCAGCACUGUGGUACGUCCCCUGCUCUCUGCAGAACGUCGAAAAGAUCAUGGAGGUGCCUCCCAUCAAGUACGUUAGUGCAGAGCAAGAGGAGGAAGGCAGGAAGCGCUACGAAGCCCAGAAAACCGAGCGACAGGAGACCAAGGCCAGGAUCGAGGAGGUGAUGCCUCCUCCACCAAAUGCAGAACGCCACACGGUUGGCUUCAGCCAGUCCAGCCUGAUCCAUUUGGUGGGCCCUUCAGACUGCACACUACACGAUUAUGUUCAUGGAGGUACGACCAUGAAGCUGAUGGAUGAGGUCGCGGGUAUCGUGGCCGCCCGGCACUGCAACACCAACAUCGUCACCGCGUCCGUGGACGCCAUUAACUUCCAUCGAAAGAUCAAGAAAGGCUGCGUGGUGACAGUGACGGGGCGGCUCACCUUUGUCAGCAACAGGUCGAUGGAAAUUGAAGUGUUGGUGGAUGCGGCUUCGCUGGUGGAGAAGGAGAAAGGGAAAUACCGCGCCGUGUCUGCGUUCUUCACUUUCAUCUCCCUGGACAAAGACAAUAAGCCUCUGCCUGUCCCUCCUCUGAAGAUCGAAGGAGAGGAGGAGCAGAGACGCUCCGAUGAGGGCAAAGCACGCUACCUCCAGAGUAAAGCCAAGCGGGAGGCAGAGAAGGGGCGCCAGCAGUGACACGUCAGCUCCACAGAAAUAUCACCUGCAACAAUAUUACAUCCAUUCCUCUCAGUAUAGACAUAGAUAUGUAUAUAUAACGACAUAUCUAUAUAUACACAGUAUGAAGGAACUAAGAACCUUCUCUCCUGCACUGUGAUUGUAGCCUCUUGUUGAACCUGAACGGGUGAUUAAUUUUUCCUGCCUCACACUAAAGUGUCAAAUUGUAGCUGUGCAAACUAUAUAUAUAUAUAUAUAUAUAUAUACAUACACAGUAUAUAUAUGCUAUAUAUUGUAAAAUCAAGAUAACAUAUUUUGAUUUAGGGAGAAUUUAAAUUAAUUUGUGUGCAAAAAGUCUUGGUCUGACUGUCUAUAGAGGGAAGAGAGUUAUUUUGUCUGCCAGACCUCUUAAAGUAUGAAGACUUCAUGUUAAUAUCUGUGCAAAGUGAUGAAUAAGUGGGUUGAAUAAAACUGCAUAAAAGAUCCAA
This is a messenger RNA of Menidia menidia (Atlantic silverside), 1441 nucleotides long. The record is from the annotation of a GenBank genome assembly. Lineage: Eukaryota; Metazoa; Chordata; Actinopteri; Atheriniformes; Atherinopsidae.